GGCGGCGCCGAGGCGGCGGUGACUCCCCGCGCCCGCCGGAUGGUUUGCAGGUGAUACAUGUGCAAGUGAUUCAAGUUUUUUCCUACAAGAUGUGUUCCACAAAUCCAGCAAAUUGGGUUACCUUCGACGAUGAGCCACUCUUCCAGUCUCCUCAGAAAUCAGCUGAAAAUCAGAGCAGUUGCAGAGCAAAUGGCCUUAAACUCAAUCUCUCUAAUGUACCUGAAUCCUCAAGUAGGUCAUCUUCUACAGGCAGCACUCCACUCUCCUCUCCGGUAGCUGACUUCUACCUAAGUCCUGGACCCCCCAGUAACUCUCCACUUACUACACCUACCAGAGACUACCCAGGAAGCCCAUGUAUCCCCAAGCCUGGGAUCCAUAUUCUUUAUCCUAUACCUGAGUGGCCAUCAAAAGAUAACUUUCUUCCAUCACCUGGGGUUUUUUCUUCCUUAACUUCGCAGAAACUGAGCAGCCCUCCCAUGAACACCUUGACUGAUGAUAAUCCAGUUAAGAUUUUAGUCUCCAAAUCAACAGAUGAAGGAAAUCCUAAUCUGCAAGAAAGAUGUGGUGAGUUGGAAGAGCUGUCAGAGCGCUUCCCUUACUUCCAGAGUGACUGUGCUUUUUCCAGUCCCUUUUGGAAAGAAGGAUGUUCGCUCAGCACAUCGCCACCUAAUGCUAACGCACAGAGGAAGGACAGAAAUGUUUGUCAUUCUAAAGAAAAAGAAACUUGCCAUGAUCAGAAGAGCCUUAAUCAGGGUUCCUUCAGCUACAUCUGUGAAAGGCUCGAACACUUGCAAACCGAUAGCUCUGACAGUGUGGGAAGCCUGCCCGCUGCCAGCACGCAUGCAUGGCACAACCUCUCAUCUGCUGUCGCUCACGGUCUGUUCAGGAGUCGGAAAGCAGAUGGAUGGCCGUUCAUGCUGAGAAUUCCUGAGAAGAAGAAUAUGAUGUCAUCUCGGCAAUGGGGUCCUAUUUACCUUAAAGUCCUAGCUGGAGGUAUACUGCAAAUGUAUUAUGAAAAAGGCCUGGAGAAGCCUUUCAAAGAGUUGCAGCUGCAACCACACUGUAAGCUUUCAGAACCCAAACUGGAGAGCUAUAAUGUUUCAGGAAAAAUCCAUACUGUGAAGAUUGAGUAUGUGUCUUACACAGAGAAAAGGAAGUACCAUCCCAAAGUAGAAGUGAUCCAUGAACCAGAGGCUGAGCAGAUGUUAAAGCUGGGAACCACAGAUUAUAAUGACUUUACUGAUUUCCUUGUAACAGUUGAGGAAGAGCUUAUGAAACUUCCUACCAUUUCUAAACAAAAGAGAAAUUAUGAAGAACAAGAAAUGAUUCUGGAAAUAGUGGACAACUUUUGGGGUAAAAUCACUAAAGCAGAAGGAAAACUUGUGGAAAGUGCUGUCAUCACACACAUUUAUUGCUUAUGUUUUGUGAAUGGAAAUACUGACUGCUUUUUAACUUUAAAUGAUCUACAGCUGCAGAAGAGGGAUGAACGUUACUUUGAGAAGGAGAAAAAGUGGAUUGAUAUUCUAGAUUACCAUUUCCAUAACUGUGUUAAAACACAGGAAUUCAAGCAAUCACGAAUUAUUAAGUUUACACCUCCUGAUGCCUGUAGGCUGGAGCUAAUGCGUUUCAAGACAGAGUAUAAUGGACAAGACCUUCCGUUUUCUGUGAAGGCUGCUGUUGUGGUUCAGGGAGCAUACAUAGAACUUCAGGCAUUUAUAAACAUGUCUUCAACUGCUCUGAUAGCAACACGUUCACCUUCUAUGAAAUACUGUGAAAAUGUUAUGAUACACUUUCCGGUUCCUGCACAGUGGAUCAAAGCACUUUGGACCAUGAACCUCCAAAGACAGAAGUCUCUAAAAGCAAAAAUGAAUAGAAGAACAUGCCUUGGUUCUUUACAUGAGAUUGAAUCUGAUCCUGUAAUACAAGUCUCAGUUGGAGCGGCAAAAUAUGAAAGCGCCUAUAGGGCUGUUGUGUGGAAGAUAGACAGGCUUCCAGAUAAAAACUCAAGUUCAGAUCAUCCACACAGUCUGUCUUACAAACUAGAGCUUGGAUCAGACCAGGAAAUACCUUUUGACUGGUAUCCAUUUGCUACUGUGCAGUUUGUGAUUCACGAUGCCAGUGCCUCAGGAACGGAAGUCAAGUCUCUGGGCAUAGAAAGUGAUGUGCAGCCCCAGAAACAUGUGAUUCAAAAAGCUUUUUACAAUUGCCAGGUUGAAAUUGAAAAGAAGUGGAUUAGGCUUGAUGGAGAAGAUCCAGAUAAGGCUGGCAACUGCCUAAUGCAGUAAAAAAGGACAGCAGGCACCAUCAUAUAAUAUUAGUAGGAAUCAAAUUCCGUUGGAAAUUCUAUUGCUAGAAAAGGUGCAGUGAUCUAGUUUAGGAUACAUACAAGUUAUUUUUAGUGCUUUGGGGUUUGAUUCUGCAGAUCAGUACUCAUUUGAUCAGCUGAUAUUCAAGUAAACCUCCUACUGUGGGAGAACUGGUGUGAGUAACGCUGCCUUGUGAAGGUUUGCAGGCUGUGAGCACUGAAGUGACUGAUCGUGAUAUAUUUUUUCUAUUGCGUAUCUAUGACUUAGGAGUGAUCUCAUACUCCGUAUUGAAAACUAGUGGCACCACUCAAAGAGUACACGGCACUUGGACAUACAAUAUGUCACUUGGACAUAAAAUAGUCGGCAAUAAAAACUGCCAGGAUGCCUACGUACAGACCAGCAUCUGUGCAAGGCCCAGCAGGACCAAUUAUACUUUUUAGCGAAGUUUGAAAAUCUGUCCCCCAUGUUUCUGCUCACCUCAAAAUACGUCAACAGAACAAGUUGUAAUACUACUUUUCUUCAAGUGCCCCAACUAAUGAGUAGAAACUGGGUGAUUUCAUUGGAGGAAUGGGAAAAGUUGCUCAGCAAUAAGAGUCUUCAUUUUCCUAUAGCUGCGAAUGUUUCCUCCCCAGCAUUUUGUAGGUUUGCUCGAUGUAAUCUCAUGGGCAAAAAACCCACAUGGCAGAUGUGAUUGAAAUUUCUGUACCAGCAUUAGACAAAUCUUUUUCACUACUGCAGCAAGUGAAACAAGGAACAGAUCCUCACUGCAUGUGAAUCAGUGCAGGUCUCUUAAAUUCAAUGAAGCUUUGCUAAUUUACACCAGCAGAACUGAAAAAAAGGAAAAAAAAAGUGGCUACCAGUUGCUCUGGCCCCCCUUUAGGCCUCAAGUCCCAGAUGUGGGUUGGGAGACCGCGGGCCAUGUUGCCCUGUCCUCUCGAGUACCUUCAGGAUAGAGGACAUGUCUUUCCACAUGUGGCAAGUGAGAUUGUUCCCAUGCUACCAGCUCUAAUGGGAUCUUUCUGUGGGGUAAGAACAGUGGACUAGACUGUCUCCAGGGAAUCGAAGCUGUGACACUUGAGCAGGCAACCUGAACUACUAACCCCUAUUAAUAUGUUUACUGAUUUUGAAUGCAUAUUGGAAUUUAGGGAAGGGUUUUAACAUUUUUCCAAAGCCAUUACCCCCUUUGUCAUUUUUUACAGGGGGUGACUCCAGGUCUGAGGAAAAUAAAAGAAAUCUGAUGAACUUAAAAAUACUCCUGAUACUAUUUUGCUGCAGUUUUCCUAAUAUUAUCCUUACUUCAAACUGAAAUUAUAGGAGAAUAAAAAUAUAGUAAUGUACUAAGUCUCACUUUAUAUUUUGUCACAGCUGUAACUGUUUAUAUGAACACUGAGUAAAAAUACAGAUAAAUUUUAUUCACCAGAAGUAGAAAUAUGUGGGAUAUGCCUUGAGAAAAUUCAAUCUGAGGAAACAGAAGGCCAUAAUAUGAACAUAGUUCAUCAUAAACUUUUUUCUGCCAUUUAGAAGCUGAGAAUGAAAUGGGUAAUAGAUUCUAUACUAAAUCCUGAGGGUAGGUUUCUUUAUGUGUAUUGCAUUACCAAAGCCCCAAACAGACUAUUGUGGUAUUUUGGCUUCUCUAUAUAUCCCAUUUUAUUAGCAGAUUAUAUUAUCAUAAAUCUAAGCAAUUCUUUAGUGUAGUAGUGAUCCAAACGUGUCUCAGAUGUUGCAUCUUCCAAAAGUGUUUUGACUUGAGAAACAAUUAGCACCUUCAAGUCAUGUUCAGUUUCUUUUAUUCAUAUUUAAUUUUGGUUUAUGUAGUUCUCAGCUGAACUAGGUGACAUAGUGUACACUAGGGCAAAAUGCGUUUACUUAGUACCAUGGCAGAGCUCUGCAAUUCACUUAACUCCAUAGCUAUACUAGAGCUACAAUAUCUAUUAACCUCUUUGUGCUCGGUAAGGUAGAGGAAGCAAAAUGCUUAUACAUUUCAGUUUCCUGCAUUAACCUUUGUCUGAGGCUGCCGGAUCUGCUGACUUGUUUUGACUGACAUUAACACAGUUAAUUCAGUAAAUCUGUUAGCGGUGUCCAAAGCAUGUCGUACUCAGCUGGCCCCAUCUUUCCUUUUUUAUUUUAAGUAAAAGGGUGGUCAGUCUCUCAAGUGACUUUUCCAUCUGAGGAUCCUCCUCCUUUGCAUGCAUUUUCUGGGCAUUCGGUGUCUGGUGUUGUUACAGCUCCUGCAAAAGCAAUGGCUGCAUUUGUUGGCCCCCCCCCCCAACACACACAUGCACUUUCUGCUGUCUCACAAGGUAUUUAAGAAACCAGUCUAGUGCUGUAGUUUCUUCUAGUUGAUCCCAUAAAAUAUGAUCUAUUGCUUUGAACAGCCAAAAUGAUGAACAGCCACACUGUAAUUCUGCUGUCCCGCUGGUGAGUCUGUAUUGUAUCUGGUAUGGUGCAAGCGAUAAUUCAGCCUUACUGAACUCAUUAACCUAAAAAGGUCAAGUUGCAGCAAUAUCUACUUAGCAGAAUCUUGGCUUUACAUCUGAGGCCUGCAAGACUCUCCGUUAAUGUUAAUAGGAACUGGAUCAAGAUCAUGAGGAAUUCAUUCCACAGAAAUAUUGCUACACUGAAAGGAACUUACUUUGUAUCAUGCAUAAUUUUCAGUUUAAAUCUGACAAUUAGCACAACCAAAGGCAGAAUUAAUUGCCCUGUUCAGUCUCAGACUGAUGUUUGUAUGUCUUGCUAUCAGAGUAUUUUUUAAAUAUGCUACAGUUAAAGAAAAAAUCGGAUUGUCUGACUUUUUUAAAUCAAAUUCUAACCUUUACAUUUUGUUGCAGCACACUAAAAUAGAAAUACCCUGGCUUCCCCUUUCUAAUUUUCUUUUACAUUCUCUGAUUUUCUUGAAUGUAGUCUAUUGAACAAAUAUUCCCAUUGUUUCAGUUUAUUUGCUAGCAUUUUCUCCAAAGCUAUAGCAGGUGGUAGUGAAUAAAUGUAUUGUUUUUGAUUCUUUGGAAAUCUGGGUUGUAUGUAGUCUAACUGUAUUUUAGGAGAAGAACGGAGGUGAGAAACAGUUCUUAUAAUCUGUUGUGCUGCUCAGGGUGUAGCUAGCAGAAUCCCAGGACUGGAGCUGUAAAUGGCCCCUGAGGUGCCUUGGCAUGGUGUGAGGAGCCUGGCUCAGUACAUGCCUGAUCUCUGCUUGCUCUAGCUCGUGCCUGCGCCACUGAAAUUCUGCCAGCUACAUGGGUCACUGAAAACACUAACACGGCUAACAUUUACUACAGAGCCAUAUUUAGGUAUUAGCUCUGUUUCUUUCACAAAGCAGUAGCAGGGUUUAGGGUAUUUUGUAUUUUAAACAGAAAUCAAUGAAAACAGCUAUUUUUGUAGCGUGACUUAUUUUCUAAAAGUGUUGUAUUUGCUCAGACAAGCUUUAUCUUUGCAUUAAUCUUUCUCAUACCAAUAGUAUUACUAUGCAUAAAUGGUACUCAAUGUAAUUUUGGAUUCAAACACUCAUUGAAGUCAAUGGAAGUCUUUUAACUGACAAAAUGGGAUCUGCAUCAAAGUCUCUAAGAAUGAAGGAGGAGAAGAAAAAAAAAAAGAGGGAGAAUAGUGAUAAUGAAAAGAAAAAAAGUACUGGAGAGGAUUCUUGACACUAGCAAAUAAGCAAUGUGCAAUGCUUGUUCGUUUCUGCCAGAAAAGAAAACAGAAGAGAGGGAAGGGAUUGUUACUGGGAGUCUAAGCUGUCACCAAUUCUCUGGCUGCCACCGUCCAGCAGCCCCCUAGAAAUGAGGGUGAUGCUGCACUCCUUUGAACAUAGCACCGAGCUGCUGUCGUCCUUGUGCUGCUUGCUUUUUUCCGGAGUCCAUAUUAAUUGUCCAAAGGUGCUUAACAUUUGAAAAAGGGUAUUUUUCAGAUGCUGCUUUUAGUUACACAUAUUUUACUUGCCAGAUUUCUUAGUUGCAGUACUGGCAGCCAUGCCUCUAUUCUAUACUUAAUUCUCUUUGUAUUGACUAAAUAUGAUAACUAACUGCUGGAGUUAGUAGUUCUUUCCUGUUACUUUAGUAAUUCAGAAGCAAUGCUGUUAUUUUUAAUGGAAAAAUAUCAAUUUAUUUGUUUGUUGUCAGUAUAAGCAUAAACAGAUCAUUCUGAUAAUCUUGUAAUAACAUUUUGUAGAUUGCUUAUUGAUUAAAAAAAUAAAGCUGUA
Molecule: messenger RNA, 6498 nt
Organism: Rhea pennata
Lineage: Eukaryota; Metazoa; Chordata; Aves; Rheiformes; Rheidae
Gene: STON1
Product: stonin 1
Exons: 4
Coding region: 90-2285 (731 amino acids)
Biological process (GO): regulation of endocytosis; synaptic vesicle endocytosis
Cellular component (GO): synaptic vesicle; clathrin-coated vesicle
Molecular function (GO): clathrin-cargo adaptor activity
Source: RefSeq, a predicted model, not a curated record